AUGAAGCACUGUGCUGGCAUCCUCAUCGCUCUGCUCUGCAUCCUCCUGGCUUCUCCGGCGGCAUCGGUCUCCACAGUCCUGGCUGAAAACAGGUUGAGGAGGGAAGGAGGCGAGUUUUGGCCGGUGGAUUGGUGGCAAUCAAACAAGCAGCUUCGGCGUCGACCACUGAGACCGCCGCCAGCUCCAAGACGCAGACCACAAGUUCAUCGAAUCAGACCUCCGCCAUCGUGUUGCAGCUGACGCUGCGUUCCAUCUCCGUCUCCGUUUACCGGUGACCCCACCCCUCCGCGUUAUGGGCAGCGUCGUACACUGGGACGAACCUGAUCUCCUUGGAAAAUAA
Spirodela intermedia is the source of this 340-nucleotide messenger RNA. The record is from the annotation of a GenBank genome assembly. NCBI's taxonomy places the organism in Eukaryota, Viridiplantae, Streptophyta, Magnoliopsida, Alismatales, Araceae.